AAUGAAGUUGGGGGACAAAAGAAACCGUUAUCCAGCUGAUCUCAUGCACUCAGGAGGAGGAGGCAGCAGGCGAGCAGUCCUUCGUCUCAGGCAGACACGGAGAGAAAACCCGCUCCAACAGGCUGAAAAAAGCGGCUUUCUGAACGAGAAGAGGUUCUGCUUUGGACCCAGGAUGUUCCUCAUCGCAGUUCUUGUCCUUUUGGGAAAUGCGCUGACGGUAAACAGCGAGAGUCAUUCCCUCCGUUACAUCUACAUGGCGCUCUCCAAACCUGUUGGACUUCCAGGGAUCCACCAGUUCACAGCCAUGGGUUUGCUAGACGACAGGAUUAUUGACUACUAUGACAGUGAGAAUCAGAUGAAAGUUCCCAGGCAGGAGUGGAUGAGAGAACGUUUACCUGCUGAUUACUGGGAAAGAGGCACACAGUCCCGUAAGAGCAAGGAGCAGUGGUUCAAGGUCAACAUCAGAAUCCUGAUGGAGCGAAUGAGGCACAAUGACUCAGACCUUCAUGUUCUUCAGUGGAUGCACGGCUGUGAGGGUGAAACACAGCCUGACGGCACACUCAAGUAUGUCCGUGGCUUGGACAUGUACAGCUACGAUGGAAACGACUUCCUGUCCUUCGAUGAGAAAAAUGGGGUCUGGGUCGCCUCGAUUAAGGAGGCAGAACCCACCAAGAGGAAGUGGGAUGGUGUCCGGGUCCUGACAGAGUACACCAAGGGCUACCUGGAGAAUGAGUGCAUUGAUUGGCUGAGCAAGUUUGUGACUUAUGAGGAACAACACCCAGGAAACACCUCUCCACCUGAGGUGUACCUGUUGGCAAAGAACUCCAUGGAGGACACAAACGUCAGGCUGACGUGCCUCGCCACAGGCUUCUACCCGGCAGACAUCGUCCUGAGGAUCAAGAAGAAUGAGAAUAUCCUAGCUGGAGAGGACGGCCUGAUGAGCUCAGGAGUUCGUCAAAAUGAAGACGAUACCUUCCAGAGAAGAGACCAGGUGGAGGUUUUAAGGUCUGACCUGUCUGCAUACAGCUGUGAAGUCAUUCAUGAGGCAUCGAAUGUGAGCAUUAAUUGGGGUGGAUCUUCUGUUGUUCUUGUUCCUCCAACAAGUGGAUCUUCUGUUGUUCUUGUUCCUUCACCAAGUAAAAGUGGAUCUUCUGUUGUUCUUGUUCCUCCAACAAGUGGAUCUUCUGUUGUUCUUGUUCCUUCACCAAGUAAAAGUGGAUCUUCUGUUGUUCUUGUUCCUUCACCAAGUAAAAACAGUCGUUCACUCACUUACAUCUACACAGCACUCUCCAAACCUGUUGGACUCCCAGGGAUCCACCAGUUCACAGCCAUGGGUUUGCUGGACGACAGGAUAAUUGACUACUAUGACAGUGAGAAACGGGUAAAAGUUCCCAGGCAGGAGUGGAUGAGAGAGCGUUUACCUGCUGAUUACUGGGAAAGAGGCACACAGUCCCGUAAGAGCAAGGAGCAGUGGUUCAAGGUCAACAUCGGAAUCUUGAUGGAGCGAAUGAGGCAGAAUGACUCAGACCUUCAUGUUCUUCAGUGGAUGCACGGCUGUGAGGGUGAAACACAGCCUGACGGCACACUCAAGUAUGUCCGUGGCUUGGACAUGUACAGCUACGAUGGAAACGACUUCCUGUCCUUCGAUGAGAAAAAUGGGGUCUGGGUCGCCUCGAUUAAGGAGGCAGAACCCACCAAGAGGAAGUGGGAUGGUGUCCGGGUCCUGACAGAGUACACCAAGGGCUACCUGGAGAAUGAGUGCAUUGAUUGGCUGAGCAAGUUUGUGACUUAUGAGGAACAACACCCAGGAAACACCUCUCCACCUGAGGUGUACCUGUUGGCAAAGAACUCCAUGGAGGACACAAACGUCAGGCUGACGUGCCUCGCCACAGGCUUCUACCCGGCAGACAUCGUCCUGAGGAUCAAGAAGAAUGAGAAUAUCCUAGCUGGAGAGGACGGCCUGAUGAGCUCAGGAUUUCGUCAAAAUGAAGACGACACCUUCCAGAGAAGAGACCAGGUGGAGGUUUUAAGGUCUGACCUGUCUGCAUACAGCUGUGAAGUCAUUCAUGAGGCAUCGAAUGUGAGCAUUAAUUGGGGUGGAUCUUCUGUUGUUCUUGUUCCUCCAACAAGUGGAUCUUCUGUUGUUCUUGUUCCUUCACCAAGUAAAAGUGGAUCUUCUGUUGUUCUUGUUCCUCCAACAAGUGGAUCUUCUGUUGUUCUUGUUCCUUCACCAAGUAAAAGUGGAUCUUCUGUUGUUCUUGUUCCUCCAACAAGUGGAUCUUCUGUUGUUCUUGUUCCUUCACCAAGUAAAAACAGUCGUUCACUCACUUACAUCUACACAGCACUCUCCAAACCUGUUGGACUCCCAGGGAUCCACCAGUUCACAGCCAUGGGUUUGCUGGAUGACAGGAUUAUUGACUACUAUGACAGUGAGAAACGGGUAAAAGUUCCCAGGCAGGAGUGGAUGAGAGAGCGUUUACCUGCUGAUUACUGGGAAAGAGGUACACAGUCCCGUAAGAGCAAGGAGCAGUGGUUCAAGGUCAACAUCGGAAUCUUGAUGGAGCGAAUGAGGCAGAAUGACUCAGACCUUCAUGUUCUUCAGUGGAUGCACGGCUGUGAGGGUGAAACACAGCCUGACGGCACACUCAAGUAUGUCCGUGGCUUGGACAUGUACAGCUACGAUGGAAACGACUUCCUGUCCUUCGAUGAGAAAAAUGGGGUCUGGGUCACCUCGAUUAAGGAGGCAGAACCCACCAAGAGGAAGUGGGAUGGUGUCCGGGUCCUGACAGAGUACACCAAGGGCUACCUGGAGAAUGAGUGCAUUGAUUGGCUGAGCAAGUUUGUGACUUAUGAGGAACAGCACCCAAGAAACACCUCUCCGCCCGAGGUGUACCUGUCUGCAGAGAACUCCACGGAGGACACAAACGUCAGGCUGACGUGCCUCGUCACAGGCUUCUACCCGACAGACAUCGUCCUGAGGAUCAAGAAGAAUGAGAGUGUCCUAACUGUAGAGGACGGCCUGAUGAGCUCAGUAGUUCGUCCAAAUGAAGACGACACCUUCCAGAGAAGAGAGCAGGUGGAGGUUUUAAGGUCUGACCUGUCUGCAUACAGCUGUGAAGUCAUUCAUGGGGCAUCGAAUGUGAGCAUUAACAGGGUUUGGGACUCUCGAAGCUCCACUGACUCCGGCUCUGACUCUGCUGUUUCCUCCGAUGACUCCGACAACCCGGCCCCGGAUUCAGCCAGAGUCCUGCUGGAGCCUGUCCAGCUGACGUUCUGAAGAUGCCAAGAACUUCCAUAAGAGCACAGAAAGGAUUUACCAGCAUGCACAGCAUGGAGACUAUGAGGUGUCACAUGUUUUGAUUUUGUUGUAUUUUGCAGAUCAGAAAACUGAUGGAUCAGCAGUAAAAAUUAGAUUCUUUUGAUUUCAAUUAUUUUGAGUCUUAAUGCUCCUUUAAACUGAUCCCUUGUUACAGUGAAAUUUAAAUGAGCUUGUUUUGAUCAGGUUUAAUAAAUCAUAGCUCAGGCGGGUUACCUCAGUUCAGGGGUUUUUUAAACUUAGAGGGAGGCUUGGUCAACCUGAAAACGUGUUUUUGGUUUUACUCAAAGCCAAACAUUUAAGAUCAGGUUUCUGCUGCAGGUUCAUAUAAACUGGAUAAUGUGAAAGACCUGAAGCCUGAAAACCUGCUUAGUGCAGCAGUUUGAUUCAGAGUCAAGCAGAAGAAAAUGUUUAAAAGUCUGUUGCAGGACAAUAUAUGAAUGUAUAAAACAAUAGAAAAUGUUCCUGUAGACAAAAUUUGAAUCAAUUCGGUUUUUUACAGUAAAGUUUUUUAUAAAUCAAAAUAUAUGCUAUAUGACUUUCUGCAUAUAAUUCUCCUGUAAUCCUAAAAUGUCAUUAUGUGUUAAAUCAUGAGUCAUAUUUUUCAAAUUAUUUUUCAAAGUGUUUCAGACAUAAUGUUAAAGAAGCAAAUGUAAUGAAAGUUGAUAUUUUUAUAUUUUUUCUUUUGAAGAAAUGAUCUCAACUUAUUAUCUGUGAAUUAUAUCAUUCAUGAGUUCAAAUAAAAUUUUUAUUUCACUUGUUA
This is a messenger RNA of Archocentrus centrarchus (flier cichlid), 4079 nucleotides long. RefSeq lists its product as uncharacterized. Gene Ontology annotation, cellular component: external side of plasma membrane. Bases 2 to 3277 code for a protein of 1091 amino acids. NCBI's taxonomy places the organism in Eukaryota, Metazoa, Chordata, Actinopteri, Cichliformes, Cichlidae. The transcript has 23 exons. Gene Ontology annotation, biological process: immune response. The record is from RefSeq and is a predicted model, not a curated record.